This is a messenger RNA of Prorocentrum cordatum, 810 nucleotides long. Lineage: Eukaryota; Dinophyceae; Prorocentrales; Prorocentraceae. The record is from the annotation of a GenBank genome assembly.
GGUCCUGCGGAUCUCCGUCGAGCAGGCGCUCUUCGGCUUCGACGUCUCCUGGUCGCACCUGGGCGCCGAGAAGGUCAACAUCGCACGCGACCGCCUGGAGCGGCCCGACGAGGUCCUGAGGCUCACGAAGAUGGGCCUGCAGCAGGGAGGCACGCGCGGCGACCUGUACGUGAGGCUAGCGGUGGACUGGCCCCAGGUCGAGAAGGGCGCCAAGGAGCUGACGCUGAGGCCGGCGGUCGCGGGCGGCGAGGCGAGGCUCGAGCGCGAGGACGGACGAGCUCGAGAUCCAGGAGGGCGCCGCCUGGAGACGGUGGCGCGCUCGGGAGACGCCGACGGUUAUCAAGGCGAAGGGUGCUGUCAAGGCCGCCACGAAGGGCCAGGAGCUGUGAGGGCAGCGCGGACGCCGCGGGAGGGCUGCCCGCGGUCGCUGCCGCGCGGGUAGUCAGGCCAGCGCCGUGGCACGGCAGGCUCCGCGCCCUUGCCGCGAGGCCGGCGUUUGUUUUCUGUGGCGGGAGCGCGGUGUGCCUGGCCUCGCCGGCCGGCGUUGCUUGCCCUGUCCGCCUCUUUUUCUUCAGAGGGGGAAGAGGUACCCAUAUUGACCCAUGGGGACCUGAGGAUAUUCCAUUCAGUGUUCGCGUCACGGUGGCGGAUUUUCCUUUGAUUGACUCGCCACAAGCAGUAGUGGUUGCUAGAACCAGAAUCGCUGCUCGAGUCACCGCCUUGGAAUCCCGCUGGCGGCGUCGCGCACAAGCAGGCGCGCCAACGACAGACCCCUUGCCGCGAUUGCGUGGCUCGCGCAUAAGAAAGAGA